UGUCUUUGUUGGAAAGGCGCUUUGAAAAGGGCGGCGUUGUCAGGCAGGACACUUCCGCGCGGCCAGUUCGUGUUCGCGCGCGCCGUGUCGCUCGGCUUCUCUUUAAAAAGGGAACUUCCAAAGAAAAAGAAAAGGAGGAAAAAAAAAAAACAGAAUUAAAGAGCUGUCAGAAGGAAAGCCCGUGAGGCACGAGCGCGUCACGGAAAAUCGGGAGCCCCCGGGGCACUGGCUGCAUUGUCCGAGCUCAUCCUGUUUUUAAAGAGCACUGACUGCUGGAGAACUGGUCGGAGCCCUGUGAACAGCUCAUCCGCGCGAUCAACCCGCAAGAACAUCCACACACCCCGUGAAGCGCAUGACAGGGGUCCCCGGGCGCGGAACGGGACGCGGAGGAACUUCUUUCCCUCUCUAGUUGCAGCAUCGCAGUGCCCAGCAGUGCCCAGCCUCAGCCCAUGGAGACCAACCCGAUCCCCGUGGUCACUGCGCAGACCAGCCCGUACGAUGACCAGCGGCCCGGGCCCGGCGGACUGCGGAAGAAGACGUCGGUGUUCGAAAGUAAGAGGAAUUACCUGCAGAACUACAUCCAGAGCGUGCUGUCCUCCAUCGACCUGCGGGACCGCCAGGGCAGCACCGUGGUGGUGGGCAGCGACGGCAGGUACUUCAGCCGCACCGCCAUCGAGGUCAUCGUGCAGAUGGCAGCCGCCAACGGGAUUGGUCGGCUGGUCAUCGGCCACAACGGAAUUCUCUCUACUCCGGCUGUGUCGUGCAUCAUCAGGAAGAUUAAAGCUAUCGGGGGGAUCAUCCUCACAGCCAGUCAUAACCCAGGGGGGCCAGGGGGUGAUUUUGGGAUCAAAUUCAACGUGGCCAAUGGUGGCCCCUCUUCCGACACGGUUACGGAAAAGAUCUACCAGGUCAGUCGAACUUUGGAGGAGUAUGCCAUCUGCCCUGACCUGCGGAUCGACCUUUCCAGACUGGGUCGACAAGAUUUUGAUCUGGAGAACAAGUUCAAACCUUUUCGAGUGGAGAUUGUGGACUCGGUGGAGGUGUACCUCAACAUGCUCCGUGGGAUCUUUGAUUUCAACGCCAUAAAGGGUCUUCUAACUGGACCAGAGCAGCUGAAGAUCAGAAUAGAUGCCAUGAAUGGAGUCAUGGGACCCUACGUGAGGAGGAUCCUGUGCGACGAGCUGGGGGCCCCGGCUAAUUCUGCUGUCAACUGUGUCCCCUUGGAAGAUUUUGGGGGCCAAUAUCCUGACCCCAACCUGACCUAUGCUGCCUCGCUAGUGGAGUCCAUGAAGGGGGGGGAUUUUGGGUUUGGCGCUGCCUUUGAUGCAGAUGGGGACCGCUGCAUGAUUCUGGGUCAGAACGCGUUUUUUGUUCACCCGUCGGACUCUGUAGCUGUGAUGGCUGCCAACACCUCCUGCAUCCCUUACUUUCGGCAGAUGGGGCUUCGUGGUUUAGCCCGCAGCAUGCCCACCAGCACAGCCCUGGACAAAGUGGCAAAGGCCUUGAAGUUGGCGCUAUAUGAGACACCAAGUGGUUGGAGGUUCUUUGGGAACCUGAUGGACUCUGGAAGAUGUUCUCUGUGCGGUGAGGAGAGUUUCGGCACAGGAUCGGACCACAUCCGUGAGAAGGAUGGUCUGUGGUCUGUGCUCAUGUGGCUUUCCAUCAUGGCCUCACGAAAGCAGAGUGUAGAGGAGAUUGUCAAGGACCACUGGGCAAAACUGGGGCGCAACUAUGUCUGCCGGUUCGAUUAUGAAGGAAUUGAGCCCAAAGUUGCCUUCUACCUGAUGAGGGAUCUUGAGGCUAUGAUCACAGACAAGACUUUCACCAGCCAGAAGUUUGCUGUGGGGAACAAUGUAUACAGUGUUGAGAAGGCAGACAACUUUGAGUACAUCGACCCAGUGGACGGAACAGUGGCCCGGAACCAGGGGCUACGAAUCAUUUUCUCAGAUGGGUCCAGACUCAUUUUUCGGCUGAGCGGCACCAGUGGUGGGGUGGGAGCGACUAUCAGGAUAUAUGCCGAGAGCUACGAGAGGGACCCCGAGAAACAUGGGAGAGAGACACAGGCUGUGCUAGGACCCCUAAUUGCCAUUGCACUGAAGAUAUCAAACAUCCAUGAGCGAACGGGGCGCCGCGGCCCCAGUGUCAUCACAUGAACUGACCCAACAUUUUGCACCAGGGGCCAAACAAUAGACAGUGAAUGAAUGUCCUGUUGCCCCCUCCUCUCCUUGUCCCUCACAAUGCACUGGUCCUCCAACACUGCUUUCCAGCUAAUGCCUAGCGUUUUCAUACUGUUCCUGCGAUGCUACUGCAGAUUGGUCACAUGAAAACAAUUUUAUUUGGUGAAGCAUCUUGUGCAACCGCUCACAAAGCUUAGUACAGAAAUGUUUUACAAUAAAAAGACUGGUUUAGCAAUUAAUGUACAAAAAAAUCAGAAUAUUACUCUUAAAACUCUACUGGAAGACUGAUAAGUAAACUACCAGAAAACAGUUGGAUACUUGACAAAUUUAAAAGUACAAAUUGUAGAAAACAAUUUGUGUUUACAUUUCACGGGCAAGUUAAGGGAAUAUACAUUAAAAUAUAGAAUUGAAAUGACCAAAAUUUUUGUUUGGAGGUAACAAAGAUCACAAUGGUGCGGUUGCAGCACUACCUAUCCGGUUUUUUGUUAUCUUGAGAGUUAUGAGUCUGUACUGCCCUCUGCAGCCUGACACCUAACAUUGAAAAAGUAAACACAAAUAAUUGAAAUUUGUUGGGGAAAAAAGUAACAUUUCAUAAAAUGGUUGUGUGCAAAGUAAAAAUGUACAUCUGGAAGUAAACUUGCAGCAUGUGUGUUGUAACCAAACAAUGCUUUUUUUAUAGUACUGCUCUACUCUGCUUUGUUGUGUAGUGAUUAUAUACAUUAAAAGGAUUAA
Scleropages formosus (Asian bonytongue) is the source of this 2909-nucleotide messenger RNA. It is a transcript of the gene pgm5, whose product is annotated as phosphoglucomutase 5. Gene Ontology annotation, molecular function: phosphoglucomutase activity; magnesium ion binding. Gene Ontology annotation, cellular component: adherens junction; cytosol; cell-substrate junction. The transcript has 11 exons. The coding region runs from base 450 to 2153 and encodes 567 amino acids. Gene Ontology annotation, biological process: carbohydrate metabolic process; striated muscle tissue development; myofibril assembly. Lineage: Eukaryota; Metazoa; Chordata; Actinopteri; Osteoglossiformes; Osteoglossidae. The record is from RefSeq and is a predicted model, not a curated record.